Messenger RNA from Contarinia nasturtii (swede midge), 1627 nucleotides. It is a transcript of the gene Coprox, whose product is annotated as oxygen-dependent coproporphyrinogen-III oxidase. Lineage: Eukaryota; Metazoa; Arthropoda; Insecta; Diptera; Cecidomyiidae. Gene Ontology annotation, molecular function: coproporphyrinogen oxidase activity. Gene Ontology annotation, cellular component: mitochondrial intermembrane space; cytoplasm. The transcript has 5 exons. The record is from RefSeq and is a predicted model, not a curated record. The coding region runs from base 276 to 1472 and encodes 398 amino acids.
GUUGUUUGACAUUUUCAACUAAUGAUAAGUUCGGGUUUUAUGUUGCAGUGCACAAUUUUAUCUCGAAGUUCGACAGUUUAAUCAACUUGUUACCUCUGUUGUGGCAAAAUAUCAUGGUUUUUCGUGUCAAAAUUACAAUUGAAUAGAGCAGAGAUAACAAAGUCCCAUUUAUUUCGAUAAAACGACGUAUAUUAAACGUAUAUGGCAAAUUCAAAGCAUACAAAUUCACUCUACGAAUGUUGAGACCAUUAAACUGCUGAAAAAGAGUUUUGAAAAUGUUUCGAUUAGUGCGGAAUUGUGCAACAACAUUUGCCCGACGAAUGCCAUCAGUGAAUGAAAAUGUACAAUGUCAGUCGCCAAAGUUGAAGUUCCUCGGAUCGUUUAUUAUUGGUACCGGUGUUGCAACAUACUUAUCGGUGUCAUGUGUUCAUUUGGAGUCAAAGAAAAGAUUCAAUUUCAAGCAGUAUUUAGCCGAACCAAUCACCAAUGUUGACAAAUUGAUGGCCAACGAGGAUGACAUGAAAACACGAAUGGAACUGUUUAUCAUGAAAAUCCAAACCGAUUUUGUGCGUGCACUGGAAAAUGAGGAGAAUUUUGGCAAACGUUUUUUUGUUGAUCGAUGGCUUCGAAAAGAAGGCGGCGGUGGUAUAACAUGUGUUUUACAGGACGGUGACGUAUUCGAAAAAGCCGGCGUGAAUAUUUCAGUCGUAUCUGGCACCCUUCCAGCGGCCGCUGUUCAACAAAUGCGUACGCGUGGAAAAAAUCUAAGCGAUGGCCCGCUACCAUUUUUUGCCGCUGGCAUUAGUGCUGUCAUUCAUCCCAAAAAUCCACUAGUUCCAACGAUACAUUUUAACUAUCGAUAUUUUGAGGUUGAUGACCCGCAAACGGGAGGUAAACAGUGGUGGUUCGGAGGAGGCACUGAUUUAACACCAUACUAUUUUAACGAAGCCGAUACCAUUCACUUUCAUGAAACACUGAAGGCUGCUUGUGACGAACAUGAUAUCACCUACUAUCCAAAAUUCAAAAAAUGGUGUGACAAAUACUUCCGCAUUCCACAUCGGGGUGAAUGCCGAGGCGUCGGUGGAAUAUUUUUUGAUGACAUCGAUACACCAUCACAAGAUGAGGCCUUUAAUUUCAUAUCGUCAUGUGCUGAAGCGGUCAUUCCUUCCUAUUUACCUAUUGUGCGAGCUCACAAAAAUGAAUUCUAUGGCGAUCGAGAGAGACAGUGGCAACUUUUGCGUCGUGGACGUUAUGUGGAAUUUAAUUUAAUUUAUGAUCGUGGUACAAAGUUCGGGUUAUAUACACCGGGCGCCCGCUAUGAAAGCAUUUUAAUGUCCUUACCUUUGUUGGCGAAAUGGGAGUAUAUGCACGAGCCACCAAAAAAUUCCGACGAAAGCAAAUUAUUAGAAGUUCUUCGCAAUCCAAAGGACUGGUUGCCAAUGGAAGAGACCGAAACCGAAGCAAAGUCAUAAAAUUUGUUUGUUAUCAGCAUUUAUUAGAUAAGAAAGGCGGAAAUCGGUUUAUGUUGAAAUGUUGUUGUUUUUAUUACGAUAUAAAAUAAAAGGGUUUUAAUACAUAGUACUUUUGGGGAUCAAAAUAAAUUAUGUACACUUUAAAUUUUGAAUGA